AAGUCGGAUCGCAGUUAAAAAGAGACACAAAAAAAACAUAACGCCCCAAAAAAUUUGCUAGCUAUAAUUAUAGAUUCAAAAAGCAGCCUUUUUUUUUCCUUUUUUUUUUUUCAAUUUUCGUUUCUUAUUUUAUUUAUUUGACAAUAAAUAAAUAUUAAAGCCGGCUCAAAUCUCUGGUCAAUCUCUCUCAAUCAAUCUCGUUCACCAACCUCGCUACGCUGCCAUAGAAGAAAUCGAACACCGAGAGAACUCCAUAGCUCCUGCACCACUACCAGCGGUUCAGCUCACAGAGAGCUGAGAGCGCAAUUAGAUUGGAGCUCGAAUUUUGACUGAGAUUUCAGGAUGAGUUCGAAUUCGGAUUUGGUAAGCAUGUUGGAGUCGGCGCUAGGGGUUUCGUUCGGUGGUUCGGUGACGGAUUCGGUGGUGGUGAUCGCGACGACCUCAGUUGCGUUGAUACUUGGGGUUUUGGUGUUGGUGUGGAGGAGAUCGUCGGAUCGGAGCCGUGAGGUGAAGCAGCUGGCGGUGCCCAAGCCGCUGGUGGUGAAGGACGAAGAGGACGAGUUUGAGGUUGCGUCAGGCAAGACUAGGGUCACGAUCUUCUAUGGGACUCAGACUGGUACAGCUGAGGGCUUCGCUAAGGCUUUGGCAGAGGAGAUCAAGGCAAGAUAUGAGAAAGCUGCUGUCAAGGUUCUUGACCUGGAUGAUUACGCUGAGGAUGAUGAUAAAUAUGAAGAAAAACUGAAGAAAGAGACUUUGGCAUUUUUUAUGUUGGCCACUUAUGGAGAUGGCGAGCCAACUGAUAAUGCAGCAAGAUUUUAUAAAUGGUUUACGGAGGGAAAAGAUCGGGGUGGUUGGCUACAACAUCUACAAUAUGGUGUUUUUGCUCUGGGUAACCGACAAUAUGAACAUUUCAAUAAGAUAGGAAAAGUGGUUGAUGAUCAACUUAGUGAAGAAGGUGCAAAGCGUCUCAUUCCUGUUGGCUUAGGUGAUGAUGAUCAAUGCAUUGAGGACGAUUUUUCUGCUUGGAGGGAAUCGUUGUGGCCUGAGUUGGAUCAAAUACUCCGAGAUGAAGAUGAUACAAACUCUGUUGCUACGCCAUAUACAGCUGUGAUUCCAGAAUAUAGGGUUGUUAUUCAUGACUCUACCGUUGUUACCUCUUAUGAGGAUAAUCUUUUGAAUAUGGCAAAUGGCAAUGCUUCGUUCGAUAUCCACCAUCCUUGCAGAGUUAAUGUUGCUGUUCAAAGAGAGCUUCACAAACCUGAGUCUGACCGCUCUUGCAUCCAUCUGGAAUUUGAUGUCUCUGGAACUGGUAUUACAUAUGAAACUGGAGACCAUGUGGGUGUUUAUGCGGAUAAUUGUGUUGAAACGAUUGAAGAAGCUGCAAAGUACUUGGGUCAACCUUUAGAUUUGCUGUUCACCCUUCAUACUGAUAGUGAUGAUGGCACCCCUCUUGGAAGUUCAUUGCCGCCUCCUUUCCCUGGUCCUUGCACACUCCGCACUGCAUUGGCGCACUAUGCUGAUUUAUUGAACCCACCUCGGAAGGCUGCUCUUCUCGCUUUGGCUGCACAUGCAGUUGAACCAAGUGAAGCAGAAAGACUUAAGUUUUUAUCAUCAUCUCAGGGGAAGGAUGAGUACUCAAAAUGGAUUGUUGGAAGUCAGAGAAGUCUUGUUGAGGUAAUGGCUGAGUUCCCAUCAGCUAAGCCUCCACUUGGUGUGUUUUUUGCUGCAGUAGCCCCUCGGUUACAACCUCGUUACUAUUCCAUAUCAUCUUCACCAAGGUUUGCCCCCCAUCGUGUUCAUGUGACCUGUGCUUUAGUUUAUGGUCCGACUCCAACUGGCAGAGUUCACAAAGGAGUGUGUUCCUUCUGGAUGAAGAAUGCAGUGUCUCUAGAGAAAAGUCAUAACAGUAGCUGGGCUCCUAUUUUCAUUAGGCAAUCUAAUUUCAAGCUACCUGCGGAUCCUUCAGUUCCAGUUAUCAUGGUGGGGCCUGGCACUGGCUUCGCACCAUUCCGAGGAUUUCUCCAGGAAAGGAUGGCCUUGAAAAAGGAGGGCGCUCAGUUAGGUCCUGCACUUCUCUUCUUUGGUUGUAGAAAUCGCAGGAUGGAUUUUAUUUAUGAAGAUGAGUUAAAUAAUUUUGUCGACGAAGGUGUGCUGUCAGAGUUAAUUGUUGCAUUCUCACGGGAGGGACCAACAAAGGAGUAUGUCCAACACAAAAUGAUGGAUAGAGCAGCACACAUGUGGGACCUAAUAUCUCAAGGGGGAUACUUUUAUGUAUGUGGUGAUGCCAAAGGUAUGGCUAGAGACGUUCAUCGGACUUUGCAUACGAUUGUGCAGGAGCAGGAAAAGGUGGACUCAACAAAGGCAGAGGCUAUAGUGAAACAACUUCAGAUGGAUGGACGGUAUCUUAGAGAUGUCUGGUGAUAUCGCCUUCCCUUUGGGUUGUUUUGUAUCAUCUUUCAGAACAUUGGAAUUUUAUGUAUAUCUUCAAGGUCAGGCUUCACCUGCUGGAUCUCUGCCCUUCAAAGUUAUAGCAGCAGAUUUGGACAAGACUGUUGGAAACUGAAACCUGGUUUCCCUAAAAGGUUUUAGUAUAUCGGAUCGAUCUCGGUCUGCCAUUAUUAUUUUUUCAUCCUUUUUUUUAAAUAGGUGGGUUAUUUAAUUUUUAGGAAACUACAUGUUAGCUAGUCACAAAGAUCUCAAAACAGAGACAAGAACUGCUGUAGGUUGAUUUGGAUAAUGUUGUAUGAAAUAUUUUAGUGAAUUAUGAUAAUUAAAAUAAAGCUUAAGUUUGUGGCGUGUAUUAA
Molecule: messenger RNA, 2804 nt
Organism: Prunus persica (peach)
Lineage: Eukaryota; Viridiplantae; Streptophyta; Magnoliopsida; Rosales; Rosaceae
Product: NADPH--cytochrome P450 reductase
Exons: 18
Coding region: 343-2421 (692 amino acids)
Cellular component (GO): cytosol
Molecular function (GO): NADPH-hemoprotein reductase activity; flavin adenine dinucleotide binding; FMN binding
Source: RefSeq, a predicted model, not a curated record